This is a messenger RNA of Parnassius mnemosyne (clouded apollo), 888 nucleotides long. The record is from the annotation of a GenBank genome assembly. NCBI's taxonomy places the organism in Eukaryota, Metazoa, Arthropoda, Insecta, Lepidoptera, Papilionidae.
AUGAAGCUACUUCUGGUUCUUGUUGGUAUUUUUGCCUUUGCUAACGCAAGGUCCUUCCAACCAGAAAUACCAGAAUACAAUACUGCUUAUGGGUACUUAAAGAACUACGGUAUUCCUGCUGCAGAAAGAAUAAGGAAAGCCGAAGAAGAAUACCUGAAUGGCCAUGUAAGGAUUGUUGGUGGUUCAGCGGCCAGACUGGGACAAUUCCCGUGGCAGGCUGGUCUCAUCUCUGAUAUUGUGGGCACGUCUGGUAAUGGUGUGUGUGGCGGUUCCUUAAUCUCUGCGUCGAGUGUGCUUACUGCAGCUCACUGCUGGUAUGAUGGACAGAACCAAGGGUGGAGGUUCACAGUCGUUCUUGGGUCAAUAACGCUUUUCAGCGGUGGUACCCGCCUACAAUCUACGCAAGUUGUCGUGCACAACAAUUGGAAUCCAUCUAUGGUCCGUAAUGACGUUGCAGUCAUCCGCUUACCUAGAAAUGUUGCUUUGUCAAAUACAAUUGCUGUUAUCGCCCUGCCAUCCGGUUCGGAAGUAAAUGACAACUUCGUGGGUGUAACUGCUACUGCUUCUGGUUUCGGUCUAACUAGAGAUAAUGGCCAAAUAUCAAGCAAUCAGGUCCUGAGUCACGUGUCAUUGACUGUGAUCACGAACAGCGUGUGCCAACGUUCGUUCCCAUUGAUUGUUCAAUCCUCCAACAUUUGCACUUCUGGAGCAGGCGGCGUCGGAACCUGCCAGGGUGACUCCGGUGGUCCUCUAAUAACAGUCAAAAACAACAGGCCAAUCUUGAUUGGUGUCACCUCUUUCGGUUCUGCUCGCGGUUGCGAGAGAAACCAACCGGCUGCCUUCGCUAGGGUUACCUCCUUCCUAAGCUUCAUCAGACAACACAUGUAA